AUGACUACUGCUGUCCUAUCACAUAGUCUCUUCAUACUGACUCUGGUCGGUCUCUGGCGACCCAUUGAUUGGCGCGGCUGGAAGUCUCUCCUUUACAAUUCAUACACUUACUUUGUUGCAUUUGCUAAUUUUGCUUUUAUACUGACUGAGUUGGUAGAUAUAGUAACAAACAGCAGUUCAGUCAACGAUUUAACAAACGGCUUGACCAAGAUAAUGGGUCAGCUUGGCGCGUUCGGAAAAGUCGUUGGGAUAAUGUUGAACCGGAAGAUGAUUCUACAAGGAAUUAAACUUUUGGAAUUAAAACCAUUCAAGCUUGAGGAUCAGGAUGAAAAAAAUAUAAUUUUAAAAAGUUAUAUAACAUUUUUGUAUUUAGCAGUAUUUACCAUUGGCGCCUUAGGAAUUUUAUCGAGUCAAAUGUCAGUGAUGGAAUUCCCGGAUGUCUUACCUUACAGGGCAUGGUUUCCCUACAAUUAUUCAAAACCAAUUUUAUUCCAGACAACUGCAGCUUUUCAGUUAUUUACUUUCUUCAUCGGCGCGUACGUUCACGUUGCUUUUGAUACUCUAUUUCUUCGCAUGAUGUUGUGCGUCGUUGUUCAAAUAAGCGUGCUAGAACAUCGCCUUGAAAUAAUAAUCUCUAGCAUGAAGAAAUUAGUAACAAACAAUAUAAAUUUAAGCAAAGAUGAAGUUAAUACAGGCGAUAUGCUUAUUGAAGAAUGGUCAAUAUUUCUUCAAUAUUGCUUGAGUUCAACUCAAAUUUGCGUUUCCGUCUACACUAUUUCUAACGUACCGUUUUUGUCCGGUGUAUUUAUGAGCGAAGUGCCUUUUUUGAUUGGAACGAUAAUGCAAAUAUUUCUUCUUUGCAUAUCAGCUCACCAUGUUACACUCGAAUUCGACGAUCUCAAUUACUCUGUCUACAGUGUCGAAUGGUUUGACCUGAAUACUUAUCUUCAAAAAUCAAUUUCCAUAAUUAUUUCAAAAACGAUGAAGCCGGUCAUCUUUAAAUCGGGUUAUUUUGUAACUCUAUCGCUCGAAUCAUUCAAACAAGUGAUGAAAUUAUCAUACUCUAUUUAUAAUCUUCUC
This is a messenger RNA of Cotesia congregata, 1080 nucleotides long. The record is from the annotation of a GenBank genome assembly. Lineage: Eukaryota; Metazoa; Arthropoda; Insecta; Hymenoptera; Braconidae.